AUGCCCCCCUUCGGCACCACGACUAUCACAAAGACACCCGAAGCACUCCUCGGCCGCAACGACAGUAAGAACCCCGGCACGACAUGUAAAGGCUUGACCUCUUCGGGCCGGCAGUGUAGACGUGCACUUGCUGCCUCGCCUAAAGCUUCCCUCUUAUCACAUCGGAGAAAGGACUCAGCUUUGGGGGGUGUAGUGGCGAUUGUACAUGAUAAAGAUGGAGGGGUGGAGGAAGCGGGGUUCUAUUGUUGGCAGCAUAAGGGUCAGGCGGAGGAGGAGGAGGGGGUAGGAGGAGGUGGUGGGAAUAGUGGAAAUGCUGGGAAGGAUGGGAGGGAUGAGCGGGGAGGGAGGGGAGGGAGGAAGGUGGUGGAGUUGAGGGAGAGGAGUAGUAUUGAUACUAUGGUUCAGAGAUUGGGGCUUGAUGCUGCUUCUAUUUCGGAGGCCGGUGUUGGAAGGAGAAAGGAGAGGAAGAAGACGAGGACUCCACGGCCACCUAGGGCUACGGAUGCAAGGGACUAUGCUGCGAGGCCAGAUAGGGAGAAGGUGGAUGGGAGGACUGGGGUUGAGGGGAAGCCUGCGAUUACUCGGAGGAAGGAGAAGAAGGUCGGGUUUUGGGCUUCGCUUUGUUGUAUGGGUGGUAGUCGUGGUCGUGGAGCUGGAACCGAGGAGGAUUAUGUGGAAGUGGUGAGGCAUAAGAAGAGGGUGGAUGGUUCUCGGCCUUCGAACUUGGCUUCGGCGGCGCCAAUCCCAACUUCUCACCGACCAUCCAGCACUUUCGUACCACCUCGCAAACCAAUCCAAUCGCCCCUUACACGACCAUCACCACCAGCCACGCCCGGAAGAUCAAGCAAUGCCCAGACCACCAACCUCCUCGCCCUCAUCCCCGCAACGCUCUCCCCGCAAACAACCUCCGCCCUCCUAGCCGAACUCAUCAAACCCAUUCCCCCCCACGACGAAGAAGGGUACAUCUACAUCUUCUGGCUCACGCCCGAAACCAAGGCCGCUCCCGGAGCGGAAACAGCUCGCUCCCUCCUCUCAUCCUCACCCUUACCACCUCAAACACACAUUGACAGCAGAGGUAGCAGUAUAGGUAGAGGUAGACGCAUAAGCGACGUCCUAACCGAAUACUCCUUCGACGGCUCCUCCGAGGCUGAAACGAAGGGGAAGGGCGACGGGAAGAAGACGAUUAUGCUGAAGAUUGGAAGGGCGAAUAAUGUUACUAGACGUAUGAAUGAGUGGCAGAGGCAAUGUGGGUACGCGUUGAAUCUGGUGCGGUGGUAUCCUUAUGUUUCUUCUUCUGCGGCAUCAGCUGGUGUUUCGGCUUCGCCGCCGCGGCGGGACCCACAACCAUCACCAUCACAGUACCAACAGCAAGUAGUCUACCCGGAUCUCACACGCCCGCCACCUUUGAUAAAUACAGCAUCACGACGACAAAGCGACAAUGUCAACGUCAAUGGGAAUGUUGUGAGGAAAGUCCCCUUUGUGAAGAAGGUGGAACGAUUGAUCCAGUUGGAGUUGCAGGAGCAGCAGGUUUUGCGAAGGUGUGGGGUUUGUGGGAAGGAGCAUACAGAGUGGUUUGAGGUGGAGGCGAGUCGGGCUGGGGUUAGGGCGGUGGAUGGGUGUGUGAGGCGGUGGGUGGAGUGGGGGGAGAAGGUGGCUGCAGGUGGGUGA
This is a messenger RNA of Recurvomyces mirabilis, 1668 nucleotides long. RefSeq lists its product as uncharacterized. The transcript has a single exon. The record is from RefSeq and is a predicted model, not a curated record. The coding region runs from base 1 to 1668 and encodes 555 amino acids. NCBI's taxonomy places the organism in Eukaryota, Fungi, Ascomycota, Dothideomycetes, Mycosphaerellales, Teratosphaeriaceae.